This is a messenger RNA of Lentinula edodes (shiitake mushroom), 267 nucleotides long. RefSeq lists its product as uncharacterized. Gene Ontology annotation, molecular function: RNA polymerase II transcription regulatory region sequence-specific DNA binding; DNA-binding transcription activator activity, RNA polymerase II-specific. The record is from RefSeq and is a predicted model, not a curated record. NCBI's taxonomy places the organism in Eukaryota, Fungi, Basidiomycota, Agaricomycetes, Agaricales, Omphalotaceae. Gene Ontology annotation, biological process: regulation of transcription by RNA polymerase II. Gene Ontology annotation, cellular component: nucleus. Bases 1 to 267 code for a protein of 88 amino acids. The transcript has a single exon.
AUGUCUACCCCUCUCACUACUGCCGAAGAUAAAAGGCGGCGGAAUACUGCUGCUAGUGCACGGUUCAGGCUGAAAAAGAAAGAGCGCGAAAUAGCUCUUGACAAGCAAACAAAGGAGUUGGAGGCAAGGGUCAAUGAGUUAGAGAAACAAUGUGAAGGACUUCGCCGAGAGAAUGGCUGGUUGAAAGGCCUGGUCGUCGGUGUGACAGGGGGUGCUCAGAAGUCAUCAACGGGAUUGCAGCCUCGCAGGGAAGAAAUAUUGUGUUGA